AUGAUCUGUUCCCGCCGCCACUCCAGCUCAGCUCCGGAGGCUCCUCGGAGGACUGGGGCCCUCGGGCAGCCCCGCUGGACCAGGGAGCUACGAAGUGCCCGCGUUUGUGCUCCGGACAAGUCAGCCUGGGCAGGCCGUUACUCACGUCCCCCUGUGAGUCCAAGUGUUCUCUGCCUGGAAGAGAUCGAUGAUCCAAUCUGUUCAUGAGGACGCCGUGCCCACCACUGCGUCUUUCAGCUGAGUCAAAGGGAUUCCUCGAUUUCCUAUUUAUGGGGCAGAGGGGAGGGGACAAGCCGGAGAACACCUGGGAGGGCACGCCCUUCCUCUCCGGGACAACACGUGAAGCACCAGGCAAUGUGAAACCCAAAGACAAAAGUUCUCAAGGGCUGGGGAGGCUGGCGUUCCAAUCCCCAAAGCCCUGUCGGGGGCGGAGGGCGUGGAUUGCUCUGUUUGAGGGAGGGGUGUGCAGGAGGAGAAGCACACAUUACACAGGUGGUCACGUGUGAAUGGCCCCAGGUGAACGUGAAAAGAAAGAUUGAAAUUCUGAAGUCAACACAAGAAAUCAGACAGAGAUGUGGCAUGUCUCCAAUGGAGACGGGACGUCUCAACACAAGGCUGACCUCUGGGGAAGGUCUGAACACUCUAAAGAGAGAAUGUGGGGGGAAUUGAUCCCGAGUGGAAGCAGAGGAAAGGGAGAGUCAGUCCUGAGGGGGGGAGGCAGUGUUAGGAAGACAAAGGGGGAGCUGGGCCCAGCUGGGCCUCUAGGUCCUGUGUCAGGUGUGACCUGCUAUGGACAUGACCAGAUGGCCAUCUCAGCUGGGGCCAUAGAACACGAGCCCUAUAGCUCCCAGUCAAGCACUCCCCAGGCCACCUUCUAACGAGCCUGUGGCUUCUCAGAGCAGGUAUGGGCCAGGUGCCAUCCCAUUGGCUAGGGGCUACCUUGUGGGGGAAAUUAACAAGCAGCAUGUGGUGUGACACUUGAGUGUCUAGAGAGCUGGACCAUGAGAGACAGCAGUGCCCCAGGUCUGGGGCACUAAGGAAACAAGUUUUUUGUGCCUGCAGAAAUCGGGCCAAAGCCUGGACCAAGGGGACCACGUAGGGGAGGUCUUACUUUCAGAGGCUCUGCAGAGAAGCCUGCCCGUUUCCAUGGGUCAGAAAUUUAGGGUCCAGUGGGGAUGGCUUGCCUCUGUUCUGUGACGUCUGGGGCCUCAGCUGGGAGACUCACAGGCCGAGGGAACAGAAUCUAACCGAAGGCUUCACUGGGGCCGGAGGCUCCACGACCAAGGUGGCAAGUCGGUUCCUCUCCAUGGAGCCUCUCCAUGUGGCCGCUUGAGUGUCCUCACAACAUGGCGGCUAGCCUCCCCCUGAGUAAGCAACCCAAGAGGCCAAGGAGGGAGCUGCGAAGCCUCUUAUGCCUUAGUCUUGGAUGUCACACACUGUCACUGCCACCACGGGUGGGAAGCAAGUCACUAAGUCUGGCCACAUUCCCUGGAAGAGGAAUUAGACUCCACCCUUUGAAAGGAGGAGUAUCGAAGAAUUUGUGGACAUAUUAAAACCACCCUCCACUAGGAGGGCCUUUCUAGAGCGUAUUUCCAAUAGGGACAAAGCCUCACUUUCUCAGCACCCAUUGAAGACUGUCCUUAUCCCCUUAUUCAACCCCAUCACUUGCCACUUCCCACCUCCCCAUCCAACAUCUAGUCCACCUGCCAGAACACCAGCAGCUUCCCCACUUCUGUGCCUCUGCUCAAGCUGCUGCUUCUGCCUGAUCUGCCCUCCUUCCUUCUUGGCCCCUGCUGACGUGCUCUUCAUCCUCUGAGACCCAGCUCCAGAGUUACCUCCAACCUCCUCCCCCCACAUCUGUGUCCCUUGCCCCUCCUCCCACCCCUCGGCGCUCAUCGCGCACACUGGGUGGCAGGUGUUGGGAGCUCGGGCAGGGCAGGAGAAGUGUGGUGUUCCCCUCUGGGUCCCUAGAGCCAAGGUGGAGCUCAGCACAGAGGAGAUGCCCAAGAAGCAUUUAAAGAUAAAUUGCAUCAAUGAAUGAGUUCAUCACAGUCUCCAGUCUGGCCCCUCAAAGCCAGCCAGCUGCUCCAGGACGUUUUCUGGGAAAUCCCAGAGACGAUCAGCAGAUUCUUUCCCAUGAUCUAUUAUUGCUCAGCUCCUCCCCCGCGAGCCUACCCAGCAAUCAAUUGCCCAGGAAGAGCCCCUCCACCUCCACCUUCCUUCAUCCACCCCACGGAGCACUAGGAAAGUGCCCAAUUAGUCCUGCCCUUUGCGUUGUGCUUUUAGUUUUUCAGUGUGUCUUCAUACCUACUCUUUGAUUUAAACCUUGUAAGAGCCAUGCAAGGCAAGCCAGGGAGAGAGCAAGACUCUACGACAAUAAGGUGGAAGCUCAGAAAGGUCAAGCAAUUUACCCAAGACAGCACAGCUAGGGUUGGAACCAACGUCUAUCGAAACCCCAUGCCUCUUUGCUGAAGUCGGAGAGGAAAUCCCAGAAAGUGAACUGCCCCCUGGGCUGAGUCUCACUGCUGGUCUGAGUCUCAGAGUGAAAGAGGAGCCAGUGGGUUAAUGAUGGAAUCACCAAUAUAAGAGCAAGAAUCUGCCAACAGUGGUGCUGGAGUUUGACAUUGGUUAUUUUAAUAAGUUCACAAAAAACAGCGCCAAAAUGUUCAACGUCACCUUGCAAGCCCUUGAACCUGCUCUCAACGGGACCCCUCCCCAGAGCAGCAGCUGCGUCCACUCCGACUGGUGGAGCUCGCUGAACACCAUCCAGCCCCCCUUCCUCUGGGUCCUCUUCAUACUGGCAGCUCUCGAGAACGCCUUCGUCCUCAGCGUCUUCUGCCUGCACAGGAGCAGCUGCACGGUGGCGGAGGUCUACCUGGGCAAUCUGGCCGCGGCCGACCUGCUCUUGGCCUGCGGGCUGCCCUUCUGGGCCAUCACCAUCGCCAACAACUUCGACUGGCUCUUUGGGGAAGUCCUCUGCCGCGUGGUGAACACCGUGCUCUACAUGAAUCUCUACAGCAGCAUCUGCUUCCUCAUGCUGGUGAGCAUUGACCGCUACCUGGCCCUGGUGAAGACCAUGUCCAUGGGCCGGAUGCGCGGGGUGCGCUGGGCCAGACUCUACAGCCUGGUGAUCUGGGGCUGCUCACUCUUCCUGAGCUUGCCCAUGCUGGUCUUCCGGACCAUGCGGGAGUACGGGGCUGAGGGCCACAACGUCACCGCCUGCAUCAUCAUCUACCCGUCCCGCAGCUGGGAGGUCUUCACCAACAGCCUCCUGAACUCCGUGGGCUUCCUGCUGCCCCUGAGCGUCAUCACCUUCUGCACCGUGCACAUCAUACGCGUGCUGCGCAACAACGAGAUGCAGAAGUUCAAGGAGAUCCAGACGGAGAGGAAAGCCACUGUGCUGGUCCUGGCCGUGCUGCUACUGUUCGUCGUCUGCUGGCUGCCCUUCCAGCUCAGCACAUUCCUGGACACGCUGCAGCGCCUCGGCAUCCUCUCCAGCUGCUGGGACGAGCACGUGGUCGACGUCUUCACGCAGAUCGCGUCCUACGUGGCCUAUAGCAACAGCUGCCUCAACCCGCUGGUGUACGUGAUCGUGGGCAAGAGCUUCCGCAAGAAGUCGCGUGAGGUGUACGGGCGGCUGUGCCGGCAGGGGUGCUGCGGGGCAGAGCCCAGCCAGACGGAGACCUCCAUGGGCACGCUGCGGACCUCCAUCUCAGUGGAACGCCAGAUUCACAAACUGUCGUAGUGGGUGGGAAGCAGCCAGUGAGCAGAUGUCACCAGGGCUACUAACGCGGGUGACGAUUAUUGGACAGUGAUUCUCAGGAUGUGACCCAGGAGGAAUGGAAGGAAUCCCAAGUGUGACCUUGGACAGUGAGCCGGUGUCUCCAGUAAAUUCCUUCCCGGCUCCAGUUGCAGAUAACAAGGCUGUGAGGUUGGAGUGAUCUGGUACACAGCCAAGGGCUCCAGAAACACAAGAGUAUUAUUGUUCUUAUUUGCUGCCACCCCUAGACCAGUCUGCUGCUUCCCAGGAGUGGAGGGAGCCUGGGGGUAGGGACAGGAGUGACCGAGCUUCCCUCCCAUGUGGUGUCCCACCUUGCCCCAGCACGACAGCUCAGAACUCCAGAAAUGCCACCCAGCUUUGGUGCAGCUGCUGAGUGCCCACACAGGGCUCAGCUGAAGUUCUGCCUUGGGUUUCUUUAAUCCACUCAGCUAGGACUUUGGAGGAUGAUUUCUCAGGUAAAUGAAGGUUAAACUCUGAGAGAUCCAUGGUGUGAAUCCGGAGACCAGGAUUCUUUCAUUCCCCUCAUGGAAGGACAAGUGGUCUGUGCCAAAGAAGAACCCAAUAAGCACUUAUCCAGCACUUGCUGUAUACGCAGCCUUGAGCACUGUGGGUAAGAGAAGAAAAAGAAAGUACAGUCUCGGUCUUGAAGGAACU
Molecule: messenger RNA, 4435 nt
Organism: Lagenorhynchus albirostris (white-beaked dolphin)
Lineage: Eukaryota; Metazoa; Chordata; Mammalia; Artiodactyla; Delphinidae
Gene: BDKRB2
Product: bradykinin receptor B2
Exons: 3
Coding region: 2663-3745 (360 amino acids)
Biological process (GO): neutrophil chemotaxis; G protein-coupled receptor signaling pathway; immune response
Cellular component (GO): membrane
Molecular function (GO): bradykinin receptor activity
Source: RefSeq, a predicted model, not a curated record